Messenger RNA from Glarea lozoyensis ATCC 20868, 531 nucleotides. RefSeq names its product Thioredoxin-like protein. NCBI's taxonomy places the organism in Eukaryota, Fungi, Ascomycota, Leotiomycetes, Helotiales, Helotiaceae. The transcript is spliced from 2 exons. The coding region runs from base 1 to 531 and encodes 176 amino acids. The record is from RefSeq and is a predicted model, not a curated record.
AUGGCGCUGGCACCAAAAUUCGCAGGCCAAAAGUUUUCGGCCGCAGCCACUCCGACCCUACACACUCUCGAGCUGUACCUCGAUUAUGUCUGUCCCUUUUCGGCCAAGAUGUUUGACACGAUUUAUACUUCUGUCAUACCAUUGAUCAAGCAGAAGUAUCCCAGCAAGGUUCAAAUAUUAUUCAGGCAACAGGCUCUUUUCGACGACGCUAAAUCUUAUUACGAUGUAAACCUCGUCAACGAGACCCGAAACCAAACAUACGAGCGUCUCUCAAAACUAGGAGCUACGGUCGGCCUCGACGAGAAGGAGAUGCUGAAACUACUAUGGAUCAACGAUAAACCAGCUGAAGACGGCAGUCUCAACACUGGCAAUGCGGUUACGAACGACUUGAAGGUUUUGGUAAAGAUGAAUAGGCUGGUCGGUGUUCAUGUCACGCCGACGGUUCUCUUUGACGGGGUUGUAGAAAAUAGCAUCAGUUCCAGCUUUACUGGUGACCAGUGGGCGGAAUGGUUGGAAAAGAAUGUUGCGUGA